Messenger RNA from Trichoderma virens Gv29-8, 987 nucleotides. RefSeq lists its product as uncharacterized. Gene Ontology annotation, molecular function: catalytic activity. Bases 1 to 987 code for a protein of 328 amino acids. The transcript is spliced from 3 exons. The record is from RefSeq and is a predicted model, not a curated record. NCBI's taxonomy places the organism in Eukaryota, Fungi, Ascomycota, Sordariomycetes, Hypocreales, Hypocreaceae.
AUGGACACCGCCACCAGAGAUGAAAAGACCAUCAGAGUCGGAGCCGUCCAGGCCGAACCUGUCUGGCAUGACCUUGACGGAUGUGUGGACAAGACUAUACAACUUAUUAACCAAGCCGCCGCAGAUGGCGUUCAAGUUCUUGGAUUCCCCGAAGUAUGGAUUCCAGGAUACCCAUGGCAGAUGUGGUGCGCUCCACCUAUUGUUCAAGCGACCUGGGUUCCUCAGUACCAAGCAAACUCCAUGACUAGGGGCUCUCCUCAAAUGAAACGCAUUCAGGCAGCUGUUAAGAAAACUGGCAUGUUUGUUGUGCUGGGCUACAGUGAGCGCGAGGGAGCCAGCAUCUACAUUGCGCAAGCCUUCAUCUCACCUGACGGCGAAAUCAUCCACAAUCGCCGCAAAACCAAGCCUACUCAUGCAGAACGUACCAUCUGGGGUGAAGGCCAAGCUGAGUCCCUGAAAACAGUUGUGGAUUCGCCAUUCGGCAAAAUAGGUGCCUUGAACUGCUGGGAGCAUCUGCAACCUUUGCUGCGCUACUACGAGUACACACAAGGUGUACAGAUCCACGUCUCGAGCUGGCCGUCCAUCUUCAGCAUGCCCGAGCCUGAAAAGAUUACUUGGCUCUACCAUGAGACUGGCGAGGCGAAUAAUCGCAUUAGCCAGAAUAUGGCGAUAGAAGGUGCAACUUUCGUCAUCUGCUCUUCGCAGAUUCUUACAGAGAAGGGUCUAGAGACGAACAGCCUGUUGGCAGGUAAUCCCGUCACCAAGCCUGGUGGUGGUUUCUCUCAGAUAUUCGGACCCGAUGGAAAGCCAUUGUGUGAACCAAUUGGAGAGGGUGAAGAAGCAAUUUUACAGGCCGAUAUAGCUCUAAGCGACAUCGCCAAGGCUAAGAUAUUCAUCGAUGUCGCUGGCCAUUACGCUCGACCAGACAUGUUGAGUCUCCUAGUCAAUCCAACAGUUGCUAAACACGUCACAGUAAUGGACAAAUAG